AUGGUCGUCCUUGCCGCAUCUAUCGUCACAAAAUCGGGAAAACCGAUCAUUUCGCGACAGUUUCGCGAAAUGCCGCGCUCACGCGUGGAAUCGCUCCUUACCUCGUUCCCCAAGCUCAUCCCACCAAACUCACAGCACACCUCUGUCGAAACGCCAGAUGUGCGAUACGUGUACCAACCAUUGGAGGAACUAUACAUCCUGCUCAUCACCAACAAAGCCUCAAACAUUCUUCAGGACAUUGACACCCUUCAUCUCUUUGCCAGAAUCGUAUCCGACCUCUGCCGGAGCGCAGAAGAAAAGGAGAUUACGAGCAAACAGUUUGAGCUUAUGGGUGCAUUCGACGAAGUAGUCUGCCUAGGAUAUCGAGAGCCCAUCAAUUUGACCCAGGUCAAGAGCGUGUUGGAGAUGGAGAGCCACGAAGAGAAGAUUCAGGAAAUCAUCGCGCGAAACAAAGAGGCAGAAGCCAAAGAAGAGCUCAAGCGUCGUGCAAAACAGAUGGAAAUACAAAAGCGCGAAAUGCAGCGGCGAGCGGCACAUGGCGGUGGCGGAAUGGAAUAUGGAAACAGUGGCGGAUUUGGUACGGUUGCAAAUUCCGGCGGAUACUCGUCUGUGCCCCGAUUCGAUACGGCAUCACCCGUCCCCCGCACAGAGUCGCCUCAACCCAAAGCAAAGGCUCCCGCAUUCAAAGGGACCGGUAUGAAACUCGGCGCAACCAAAAAGGUCAAGCAGGCAGAAGUUUUGGACGCGUUGGGUGGCGAGCUCGCGACACCAGAUCGCUCGAGAGCAGGAACACCAGCUAUCCCAGCAGCCGCCUCGAUACAGCGCAUCUCUACUCCCUCAAAUCUUCCAUCUGUCACGAGAGAAGGAAUCCAUAUCCAGGUCAACGAACAAAUCUCCGUCGCAUUGGACCGUGAUGGCUCAUUGAAGAGCCUCGAUCUCAAGGGAGAUCUACAAGUCGAGAUUCAAGACAAGUCAGCUGGUCCAAUCCGUAUCAAGCUUGUCGAACCGGCGUCGGCAUCUCCAGGAGAUUUGCAAUACAAGCAAAACCCCAAAGUUGCCAAAUUCGAUGCGACAGGUGAUAGACUUAUUGCACUCAAGAAUGCCUCGGAAACGUUCCCCGUUGGACGAUCUCUGGAACUGCUUCGAUGGCGUCUCACCAAAAAGGAUGAGAGCUACCUCCCUCUCUCGAUCAAUUGCUGGCCCACGCCCACCGAUGAUGGCUCGUGUGAAGUCAAUAUCGAGUACGAAUUGGAGAACGACAAGUUGACCUUGUACGAUCUGAAAAUCUUGGUUCCUCUUCCAUCUGGGAGCAUACCAAAAGUGGCGAGUGCAACCGGUGAUUGGGAGCACGUCCCUUCCGGUAACCACCUGCUAUGGUCGACGUCCAUUGUUUCCUCUGACGAGGACAAUACAUCGGGUAGCCUCGAAUUCAAAGUCCCCGGUGCUGGAGAUGACGUAUCUGUCUUCUUCCCCGUCAAAGUAGCAUUUGCGGCUGUCGGGACGGUAUCAGAAACCGCCGUUGCUUUGGUCGAAGAAACGUCGUCUGGCUCUGCUGUGGAAUAUUCUACCGAGACAGUACUCAAGGUAGAAGAGUUUACAGUCGGCUAG
This is a messenger RNA of Serendipita indica DSM 11827, 1608 nucleotides long. Lineage: Eukaryota; Fungi; Basidiomycota; Agaricomycetes; Sebacinales; Serendipitaceae. The record is from the annotation of a GenBank genome assembly.